AUGACAAUCAGAGAAGACCCUGAUGAGCUUUAUGAUAUCUUUGACACUCUUAACGGAGCAGGGGUGGCAUACCUGCUGGUCAACCACAAGGAACGAAUGGGACUCAAGAUCAUUAACAAGGUUGAUAUAUUUGUCGCUGAAGGCAGCUUGGAGGUAACUAACAUUGAUACUUCCAAGGCAUGCUAG
Molecule: messenger RNA, 186 nt
Organism: Fusarium poae
Lineage: Eukaryota; Fungi; Ascomycota; Sordariomycetes; Hypocreales; Nectriaceae
Exons: 2
Coding region: 1-186 (61 amino acids)
Source: RefSeq, a predicted model, not a curated record